AUGAUGGCGGACAUACUGACCAAGGCCCUGCCCGCGCCAAGAAUGGAAGAAUUGAAAAUGAUGUUCAAGUUGAAGGCCGGUCAGAUUGACACCGAGGAGGACUGUUAG
Peronospora matthiolae is the source of this 108-nucleotide messenger RNA. NCBI's taxonomy places the organism in Eukaryota, Oomycota, Peronosporomycetes, Peronosporales, Peronosporaceae. The record is from the annotation of a GenBank genome assembly.